AUUCCCCCUAUUUUUCUAUCAAUAAGUUCCCAGUUGCAAAAGCCUUAAAUACUAGAAACAAGUUAUGUAAUUAUUCCACUUCCAAUAAUUUCUCUAUAAAGAAUGGAUAUGAAAGGUGUAUGCAUUUUAGUUCUUUUGUUUGCAUUUGUAAACACUGUGUUGAGCGAAUGUCACGAACCUCCAAAUGCUGAAGAAAUUAAACAAAAUCUGCAAAACGUGAUUAAAGACACUUAUCUAAAUUACAUGUCAUUCUUUAACAUAAGAAGUAAUUUAGACAAGGUGACAAGGCAGCUGAAUGCGACAUUUGCCGUCACGAAUACAACAGUAUCCAGCAGUUACAAAAAGCAAACAUACAUAAGUAGACUAUAUGGAGAAUCCAAAUGUAAAAAGAGGCGGAGGUUUAGUGCUGUACGAAACCACACAACAAGCGAAAUGUCAUCUUGCCCCUGGUAUUAUAAUCUAGAAUUUGACAGUGACAGAAUUCCAUUGACUGUUCUUAAAGCCAGGUGUUCAUGCGUUAAUUGUCUGGUACCGAUGAGGAAUGGUUAUAAACGAGAUCCAAACUCUGCUGGCGGUUAUUGUCAGGAAGUUAGUUACCACAUGCCUGUGAUACGCAGGGAUUGUGUCGGUGAAGAGUUUCGAUAUCGGAUUGUGAUAGAGAAUAUACCUGUUGGCUGUACCUGUCAAAGGUGCAACCGAAAGAAGAAACAAGGAAAAAGGACUUUAGCUGUGACUUCGUGAUUGGUGUUUUUGGUAUUUGUCAAAACUUAACUUCCUGCAGUGGUUAAGUACCAGUUAAAGUUUUCCAAACACAUGAGUAAUGUAAUUACUAAAGAACUUUAAACUAGUUCGUGUUAGUUAGUAUUGAUUAAAUUUUAUUUGUGUUGUGAAAGAACAGAAUUCUUUUACAACUAAUGAUGAAUAGACAGAGCAACCGAAAGAGGAACGAACGAAAGAGUAUUUGCUGUAUGUACAUUCACUUGUUGUUUUUUGAUGUGUUUUUAAAUAUACUUAUGACUAAAAAUAGAUUCAAAUAAUCCUUGAACGACGGGAAACAUUUUAGGAACAUGAAAGUUCCUGCUUAAAACAUUGGAGGGAAGUCUUUUUGUGAACAUUGUUCAGACACAUUGCGAUGGGUUAGUGCAAGAAGGUCAUAUGUGCCUUCUUUGUUUAUAUGAAAUAACUACCCCUCAAUUUAUUUUACAAAAUUGCCUUUAAACCUAAACAACGUUAUUAUAUGUUGAUAACUUUACUCAUCAUAUAUGACCCUUGCAAUUAAACAUUUUCUUUGAACAAUUACCAAAACAACUCUCUUGUUACAAACACUUGAAUGUCGGCAAACUUGGCGAUUUGUCGAUACACUGAUCAUGAUUACUGUUCAAAAACAUUAAUAGAUCAUUUGAGUAGGUAAUAGUGGCCCCUUCUGAAAUUUAUGUCCUCAGGUUAUGCACACCUGAAUAUGAUUGGAAAUGUCGUUUGUUGAAGUUUCUAGAUAAUUUCUUAUGACAAUAAAUGGUGAGUCCAACAAAAAAUAUCCGAUUACGUUAUAGUGAAAAGGGUAAAGUAACUCAAGAUGUUAUUGUUCUUUCUGCUGUGGCAUCUUCUUCGUUAAUGUAUAAAUUUCAGCUGUUGUUUGCCAAAAUAUCUACACAACAACUGUCCAAUUAUUUCUGCAAGUCGAUGAUAACCAGCAAUAUUCACUUAGUUUAAACGUUUUCUACUUCCGCCUCCCAGGUCCGAAUGAAGCCAUACAUACUUUCGGUGCAUGUCGCCUUGACGUGUUGCUGCACUUUGGCGUAUUUUCUGGUAAACAAGUAGAAUGUCAGUGCAAUUAUUAGCGGUCGAAUUCAAAAUAUAACAGAUGAAUAAAGCAACUGUGCCGGUUGUUCGUAGCCAUGGUAAUUAAAACGUUCUACGCUGUUCAAGUUUUAGCAAAAUAUACACAAAUAUUGCAAAUGUUUACAAUGAAAUGUUUCACAUUGUGCUAUACACAACAAACGGCGUUUGGCAGCAAAAGUUAUUUUUGAACAGCCCUCGUAUAUUGCAUUGUAAAGUCCUUUCAGAUACUAUGAAAUUAACGCCACGUAAACCAAUGUUAUAAAGAUAUAGUAUAGCAAAAGUAUGCUUUAUGUUUAGUUGUGUAUUAGGUUAAACACUUUCUUUGGUAUCAAAUCAAAAUAUUGUUCCGCUUAUCAAGACAACACGCAUGUUUCUUGUGCAUCAAAUAAAGAUCAAACGUUUUAGCCGGUGACCGUUCUCCUGUCAAUAUCUUCUAAACUAUCAUGGAUUCUUAUGAACUCAUCUCAUCAAGAGAACGAGCAAAACUUUCCAGUUGCGCCAACCAAAGGUCGAUGUCACAGCUGUAAGACAGCGUUUCAGUCAAGAACUACGUGUCAUACGUGUCAUAUAAACGCCUAGAGGUAUACCUAAAUUAGGUUAAUUUUCGCUUCACCAAGACAAAGUGAUUAGCGAAAGUCAGGUCAAUGUAUGUAACCACUGAAGAUCAAACAUGCUUCAUUUUUGCUCUACUAACUUGUAUGCCACUGCUUUGAGGUUCGCCAGUUAUAAAACAUCACUUUGGGAUUUAUUAUUAAAAAAAAAAAACGAGGUAUAAUACAUGUUAACAGUGUGAAUUCAUGCUUAAAUCGGACGUAUAGCAUGAGAGCGCGACCACAUGCAUAGGUAUGCGCAUGCGUAAAAUACAUAAUGUAACAGAACUGGACAGCAAAAAUACGGUGGAUCUUACGAAGUCGAGUCAUUAUCUCCUUUGAAUUGUACAAGAUAAAACUGUAGAAUUGCUACGGCCAAGAAUCUUACGAGGGUUCUAAUCACUCUGUCGAUGAAAGAUAGGCUUUAAUAUACCCAGUAGCUGAAGUGUAAUUAAAUAGUGCUGGAUAUGAAUUAAGAUAUUUUCAGAGUUUAUGAUAAAGACAGCCUGCUGGUAAUUCAUUUAUUACGUGCAUUGAAUACUUCAACAUGACUACACGUGCUAGCAAAUCUCAUUCAUUGAGAAAUAUAUAUCCCAUAGGAUGUUACACAUCUCCAACGAAAUUAUUCUAAAAUUAGAAAAAUAUCACAUAACAUGAAUUUUCAUAUAGAUAAUUUCAUUAUAUAUAAAUUGAUGGA
Mercenaria mercenaria is the source of this 3126-nucleotide messenger RNA. RefSeq names its product interleukin 17-like protein. Gene Ontology annotation, biological process: inflammatory response. The transcript is spliced from 2 exons. Gene Ontology annotation, cellular component: extracellular region. Bases 103 to 741 code for a protein of 212 amino acids. Gene Ontology annotation, molecular function: cytokine activity. NCBI's taxonomy places the organism in Eukaryota, Metazoa, Mollusca, Bivalvia, Venerida, Veneridae. The record is from RefSeq and is a predicted model, not a curated record.